AUGCCGCUAAAGAGAACCACGCCGCUAACACCCACAAAUUUAAAUGUUGGCGUAGUUCAUUCUCACACACACUCAGAUCCAAACUUGAGUAUAUCUGUGGAUAUCGAGGAUGCAUUAUCUAAUGAGACGCAGCGUAAUUUUAACACAAAAAGGAAGAGGGAAAAUUUAGGAGAAAAGGGUAAUUUAUACGACUUUAAGUCAUUAAUGAUGAAUAUGUUCCAAGAGCUAAAGAUUACCAUGAAUGAGAUAAAAGAUCAAAACAAUGAGCUUAAGGAAUCAGUUAAAUUCACAGCUGCAAAAUAUGAUGAUGUACUGGAAACUACAAACUUUUAA
Molecule: messenger RNA, 333 nt
Organism: Parnassius apollo (apollo)
Lineage: Eukaryota; Metazoa; Arthropoda; Insecta; Lepidoptera; Papilionidae
Source: the annotation of a GenBank genome assembly